AUGACACAGUUCGAGCUCCGGCAGACUGGAGACCUCCUCCUCCUCCUCCAGCAGCGCACAAUGAUCCAACUCCUCUGCUGGCGCCCCGGCUGCUUCUUUUGGACGACUCCAGACUGUCACGGAUCAACUAAAGGCGGCAGUUCUUGAGAAGAGAGGCCAAAGGGGACGACUGGUGUUUAUUUGUAGCAGUUGAACUUCUGUCCUAAGCUCUGAGUGCUCUGGAUCGAGGGAUUUUCCCUCAGUGUUCAGCCAUCAGCUCACCUGCAGACGUUAGACCAUGCGCUCCUGGGCGGCGCUCCCCCGGUUGAUCUCCCUCCUAUUUCUCCUUCUCGUUCCACCUGUUUUCUCCUCCAAACCUCAGUGGAUUCUACAGCGCGUCCCGGUGGUCCUCCCCCAGCAGACGGAGACUCGACCAGCUCCUCACUUUCUGUCUCCGGCUCGCUUGGAUGUCAGCUCCCCCUGUGACCCAGAAUGCCACAAGAAAGCCCCUCGCCCAAGCUACUGGGACCUGCGGCGCCUCCUGGCUUAUGAGACUCUCCAUUCUGACGGUCAACUCACUGAGACCGCGAUUGGGAUCUAUGGCUACAACCCCAGUCCUAACACCAGUCCAGCCUACUCCUCCGGGUCAUCCGGUAAGGCCGAGAGGUCACAUGUCAGAAGAAAGCGACAGAUUUUUGGCCACGAUGGGCGUUUUAGCAUCGCCGGGCAGGACUUCCUGCUGAAAUAUCCGUUCUCAGUGGCUGUCAAGCUGUCCACUGGGUGUUCUGGUACACUGGUGGGAGACCGCCACGUUCUCACAGCUGCUCAUUGUGUUCAUGAUGGUAAAAACUACGUGAAAGGAGCUCAGAAGCUCCGGGUUGGAUUUUUAAAACCCAAGCAACGAGAUGCACAAUAUUCUUCCUUUUACCUUCCCUCCAACUUCACCAACCACGUUGAAAGUGGCCCUGCUCUGUACGCCCCACCGACCAACGACAAAAUGAAGUUUCAGUGGAUCAGGGCCAAGCGCACCCAUGUUCCCAAAGGGUGGAUUAAAGGGAAUGCCAAUGACAUUGGGAUGGACUAUGACUAUGCUUUGCUGGAACUCAAGAAGGCCCACAAACGGCGCCACAUGAAGUUAGGAGUCAGUCCUCCUGCUCAGAGACUGCCUGGUCGACGGGUCCACUUCUCAGGAUUUGAUAACGACCGUCCAGGACAGCUGGUGUACCGGUUCUGUCGGGCCGGCGAGGAGACGUCAGACCUGUUGUACCAGCACUGCGAUGCUCAACCCGGGGCCAGCGGCUCAGGAGUCUACGCUCGGAUGUGGGACGGGCGGCGCCGGCGCUGGGAGCGAAAGGUGAUAGGUGUGUUUUCUGGGCAUCAGUGGGUGGAGCGACAAGGGGCGUCUCAGGAAUUUAAUGUAGCGGUGAGAAUCACACCUCUCAAAUACGCUCAGAUCUGCUACUGGAUAAAAGGAAACUUUGUGGACUGCAGAGAGGGAUGAGGAGAAUGAGGACCACGAAGGAGUGUUGCUACAAAACCACCAACCAACUACACAUAUAGUUGGAAUAUUGGAACACAAGACAUCACACUUUUCAGAUCACUACCUGUAGCAGUGACAUAUUAUUAAUACAAAUAUUCAAAUUUAGUUUGCUGCCCCUGUUCUCAGAUGCCAGCAUCAGUACAGACCAGAUACAAAUCUAGUAUUGAUACUAAAUUAUAUGAACAUGGCAUUUUGUUUUAGCUUAGUAUUGCAUCUUCACUCACAUUUCAAAAAUAUGAAAGUUUCUGCUUCUUGAAACACUCAUCUGGACAACCAAGUCAAGCCCCUUCGAUCUGGAAUAUGGACUGAUAGAGUAGGACCAGGAAAACUGUUUCUCUAUACAUUAUAGCCUGUUUUUUGUUUCUUUUAUUGAGCUAAUACUAAAGAUUGCACUGUUAAAAAACUUUUUCUACUGAAAAUGGUGUUUGUGGAUGAAUGUACAAGUCAGCUACCAAAGUUGCCAACUGUUUCUUUCCAAACUCUUCUCUCUGUGGACACACUAGUUAUCUAUAAGCAUAGUGUAUACAUUUUGAAAGAGUAUUCAACUUGUUAUACAGGUUGAUGUUAAACUGCAUUUGUCUUCUGCCAAGGGUGUGGAUUCCUUGUUCCAUGAAGCACCAUUUGUUGAAUGUUAUUCUUUAUUGCUUAGUGCCAUCUGGUGGCUACAUAAAACACUGCAGGUGUCCACAAUGAGCAUUAUGCCAACUUUGCCUAGGCUUACAUAAGCACUUUUUUUUUUUAAACUUUCUUUUCUUAUUUGUGACGUUUCUUAAACAGAAAACUGUGGCGGAUUUCAUGAAAUAUAUGCUUUGAAAAAAAGAG
This is a messenger RNA of Amphiprion ocellaris (clown anemonefish), 2341 nucleotides long. RefSeq names its product serine protease 23. NCBI's taxonomy places the organism in Eukaryota, Metazoa, Chordata, Actinopteri, Pomacentridae. The coding region runs from base 278 to 1480 and encodes 400 amino acids. Gene Ontology annotation, molecular function: serine-type endopeptidase activity. The transcript has 2 exons. The record is from RefSeq and is a predicted model, not a curated record. Gene Ontology annotation, biological process: proteolysis.